GAGGAAAACAACACUUUUUAAUCAUAAACCUCCAUCACUUCACUUCAAUCUCUUAGAAGAGUGACUCUAGUCGCUUGCUUGGCUAGAACUCAAUCUAUGCAGAUGCGAUUGGGUUCUGAUUGAGCGUUUUUCUUUCCUUUUAAUUAGGAAGAGGUGGAGAAAGUUAAAAGCGAUUAUCUGCAACAUUGAUAUCAGAAGAAGGCGGGUAUAGGUAGUCGAGAUGGAGGCAGGCUUGGGAUCAUAUGCAUGUCCAUGCAUCAAUGUACGCAUCGAACUUGAAAAGGCAGAGUCAUUGUCAUUGAAUAACCAAGAGUCGGCAAAAGUUGAAGCACAUGCAUCGGCAAAUGUUGCGCUUGACGAUCAGAGUCGAUUACAGGAGGAAGUGGUAGUCCCACGUAAUAAGGCAACAAUUCAAAUCAAUGUAGCUCAACCCUUGCUAACAUCACGUUCAAUCAUUCAAUCUCCCACAUUCGCCAAAGGACAAUCAGUCACUGCAUUGAUCUGUUUGAUUUGUGAUACGACUGUAUAUGCGGUCAAUAAGGUACAACAAUCAGGUAGCUCGCGCUCGGUUGGAUUUCCGACAGAAUCAAGUAAGGGAAGAACGCAAACUGAAUCUCCAGUACGACCUGGCGCAACUUCAACAGUGGAGCAAGAUGCUAUUCUUCGACCAGCAAAUGGGGUUGGUUUGAUGUGGAUCAUGUCUGGCUGCAAAUUCGGUUCGGAAGCGAUCAAGGCAAUCGUUUCUUCUGCAAGCUUUUCGAAAUCUUAUGGUGUCGCAGUUGCUGAUACGACGAAUUCAACAACAUCUAAGGAGGCCACUACAUCGACAUUACCUCAAAGUACAAGCACACGGAUGCGCUCCGAUUCUGAUUCCCGUCGAUCUGCAUCUCCCUUUCGCAAGCUUUCACGUUCCGCUGCUUCUCCUUCUCCAGCACGUCGUCGAAGAGCACAGCCUUUGGCUGAACAAGAAGAAGAACAAGGGGAUGAUUUAGACACCCUGCAUCUUUUAGAGAACCUAUUGCCUCAUUUACCUUCUAGUGUCGUGAAGGAGAAAGCACACAUCAAUGGAAAUUCAACUUCAGUGAGACAAAUGCUUAGCAAUACAGUUCAAAGCUCGCCCGACAAAUUCGUUACAUCGCAAAAGCAAUUAGAAGCAAAGCUUGAUCAAAUCGCUCUCGGUAAAUUGAAAGAAGUACGGGAUAAAGCGCAAAGGGAAGUACUUGCAAUCUUGAAAGAGAAGAGUAGUCAAAUCAAUGAAUUGGAACGACAGCUGCGAAAUGAAGCUCGCCAAUUGCGUCAAAAGUAUGUCACGCACUCAACGUCUCGAUCCGAUCAAAGUCAAAAGCAACAAAAAUCCUACCAAUCGAAUGAAGAGGGAGAAGAUCUUGAUUUGGACGCAUCAGAUGAGGAUGACAAGGAAAGCAGCUCCCCACUUUUUAUAAGACGAAGACCUCUGGUUCCAAUCGGACUGGAAAAGACUGCAUCACAAGAUAGUGAUCCAAACAGAAGGGGUCAGCUUGCGACUGGUCUUGGCACUUCCCUCGUAUCUCCACAGUCUGGAAAUUACGGUGUCUCAAUCAGCGGUAGCCAACAAGGACAAACACCGUAUGUCGGAAGUGCUCUUUCUGCUUCUUUUGCAAUGCGUGGUCGUGAUUUGCCUGGCGUAGCAGAACAACAAAAGCAACGCAGUAAGGAGGAAGAAGAAGAUUGGUUCGCGCACAAAAAGCGUUUGAGAGAACGUUAUCCGAACGCAGAUCAUUCUGCUUUACCUAGUGCAGUCAAUUCAGAUGACGAGGGUGCCGUUCAAGUUAAGCAACGUACACAAAGCGCUAAUCAGAGCAGUGAAGAGGAGGAAGAAGAACGUCGAGGUCGUGGCAGAGGUCGCGCUGGUGAGAGAGGACACAAUAAGACGCCCACGCCGCCUAGUAAGAGUUCAUCGAGAAGCGGUGUCACUAAUGAAAGUAGCAAGGGAGCAAACGAUGUAGCAAAAUCUGAUUCAGUGGGAGUCGAUCAAAGUGGCUCAACAAAGAGAGGGGCUCUUAAAGGCGCUAGUAGUGGUAAUCUGACGACCAAUGGUGCGAGUGCUGAAAAGGCAAAUGCUUCUGCAGAGAAAAAGGUUGCUUUCGCAAGUACAACGGAGGAGGUAGAAGUUGCUUCAAAUCGACGUGAUUCAACUCCAGAAAGCAAAGAACCGGUCGAGCAAGUAGAUCCUGUAUUCGAGAUCGAUGAAGAUAUGGAUCCCGAUGAUACCACUCCAAAUGCAUCUGACAUCACCCUGGACCCGAGCACCACAGCUGUCAAAGAGAGUGCAAAGGAGAUCAUCGAAAGAGAAUUAAACGACGAGCAAGAUGGAUCACAAGGUAAUGACGGCUCGCAAUACAUCGGAAGCGUGAUUCAAUCACUUCCUGUGGUCGGUUCUUUUGCUGCUAUGGCAGAAUCUGAGUCAAGGGCUGGACGUGAGCUCAGCAAAAUGCAAAACAAGUCCAUCCCACAAAAAGAGGAGGAUGACGUGUUUGAUCCAGCUUCUCUUCGCUUUGAUGGCCGAACGGUCUAUAAUGCUGAUCUAUCAAGUAGUAUCCCAAGAGCGUCAACUCACUCGGAUCGUAUUCAGGUCGACAAACAAGAUUCUCCAGCAAAGUCAUUCCGAAUGAUCGCUGCCCGACAAGCUCUGCCUUCAGGGUUCCCUACAGAUGAUUUACAAAGAAGCUCGAUCGGAUUCCGUGUGAUGGUGGGCGAGGCUGAGGCUAGACUUAGUGGGCUUCUAGCACCUAAUGCACCUUCACAUAGAGAUUUGUGGUCGACCAACAAGCGAGCAAAGUCUUCAUCGAUGAAGUAUAUUUUGGAGGGAUUACCGGAAGAGGAAGACGAGGGGGAUGAAAAUGAGAUGAUUCCGGCAAAGAAAGAGAUGAUGGAAAACACCAAAUCGAUCAGCGUGACAUCCUCUGUUCAAGCGAAAGAGACUGCUGAUGAUUUCAUGUUAGCACGAUCUGUACCGAUCAAUAUGCGAAACAGCUUCGCAGGUCGUUCUUUCUCAUCCAUCCAUCGCGAUGCAACUUCUGGCUUUGAUCUAGAACCAAAGACUUCGUUGCCAUAUCAAGAGAAGAAGAUGACGCCAUCUUUGCUCAAAGCAACUCGUCAAUAUAGUACAACGGGCACAAAACUCCAACGUCGUCCUUCGCUAGGAACAAUUUCUGAUACAUCUGAGAAGCCUGCUUCGAUCGAGGCUGGAUGUGGCGUACAAGAAGUGGUACCCGGAAAGCCAAGAGAUGGUCAAAAGACAUCGGAGAGUCGGGCUCCUGUGCCUAUCAGAAGCAAGGCAGCAUCUGCAAAUCCAGCAUCAUCACGACGCGGUAGCAUUGAUUUGAAAUACCCGAUACCCUCAAGUGUUACGCGAGGCUUUGACAUUGGUGGAUCAUCAUCACCAUUACCGUCUGUUGCAAAGAUUGCAGCAACUGCGAUCGAUAGUGCACACUCAAGUCCAAUGUUAGGUAGUAGCGCAGGAACAGGCCGCAGUAGUCGUGUUCGAUCACCAAGACCGCCUUAUGUUGCUCCACCUUCUCCAGAAUCGGCAACAAUGCGACUAUCACCUGAUCCCGCCCAUCGACCCAAUGCAUUGACCUUAGCAUCUGCAACAGAGGCAGACAAGUGUGAUGACGAUGAAUUAGAAGGUGAUAUGGAGAGCGUUUUGGAAUUCAUGCAUACUGUUGAAAAUCUCAAAACAAAAAAGCGGACUGGCUGGUAUCAUCAUAGGAUUGAACAACCAGAAUCUAUCGCCGAUCAUAUGUACAGAAUGGCAGUUUUGAGCAUGCUUUUACCGGAUCACAAUUUGGAUAUCGGCAAAUGCGUUCAAUUGUGCUUAGUGCACGAUCUCGCCGAAGCAUUGACUGGUGAUAUCACACCAUUGGAUAAAGUCACAAAAGAGGAAAAGUUGAGAAGAGAAAGGGAAGCGAUUAAGGAGAUCGUCGAGGGUCAAUUGGCUGGAUGUAAAGCCGGCAAACGAAUCGAAGAUUUAUGGAACGAAUACGAAGACCGGAAGACGAUUGAAAGUAAGACGGUCAAAGAUCUUGAUCGAUUCGAAUUGGCUUUGCAAAGCUAUGAAUACGAGAAAAGAUACAAGACUACCGAUCUGCAACCUUUUUACAAUCAAUCUGUUCAAAUAAUGCAUCCACGUAUUCAACGAUGGAUUCGUGCUUUGGCUAAAGAACGAGAAGAAAUCUGGGAAGAUUCUCCUUACAAGUAUACACAAACUUUCCCAAAAGAUGAAGUAGCGCUGACUCCUUGGGAAACGACGCAAAGCUGAUGUCUGACACAGAUAGGACGUUCCAAAAUGCUGAUUGAACAAUGCAUUUGCUACUGCGCCGAUCAUCAGAACCCAUUUCAGUGCAGGUAAAUACACACAAACAACUCCUUGUAAUGCUAUAGUACAUUCUUCAAACCAAAAACAAUGCAAAUAAUAGUACAUAAUCUAUUAACCCA
Messenger RNA from Meira miltonrushii, 4476 nucleotides. RefSeq lists its product as uncharacterized. The transcript has a single exon. Gene Ontology annotation, molecular function: 5'-deoxynucleotidase activity. Lineage: Eukaryota; Fungi; Basidiomycota; Exobasidiomycetes; Exobasidiales; Brachybasidiaceae. The record is from RefSeq and is a predicted model, not a curated record. Gene Ontology annotation, cellular component: cytoplasm. Bases 221 to 4300 code for a protein of 1359 amino acids.